Molecule: messenger RNA, 2232 nt
Organism: Chilo suppressalis (striped riceborer)
Lineage: Eukaryota; Metazoa; Arthropoda; Insecta; Lepidoptera; Crambidae
Source: the annotation of a GenBank genome assembly
GUGCAGGCUCUGGCAACACUGUGGUUUCCUUUCUUGUCUUGCCCAUCUGUGGAUUCUAUAAAAAUAUUUGUUGGCAUUGCCGCUUUUUAUUUAUUUCAAUAGUUUCCUUCAAAAAUCCUGAAUACUAUAGCAAAUUAGAUCUCGAUUUAAAUAAUCCCUAGCUUUUAACAUAUCCCUGUUUUUAACUUGUGUAUAGUUUUAAUAAAAUAAUAAUCCUAAGUGAUCGAAAUGAAGCCGAGUGGUGGUGGUGAUGAUUAUGAAGAACCUGAGCAUUUGCGGAAAAUAUUCAUUGGCGGAUUGGACUACAGAACUAAUGAUACAUCUUUAAAGGAAUUCUAUGAGCAAUGGGGAGAAAUUGUGGAUGUUGUUGUGAUGAAAGAUCCUCAAACCAAAAGAUCAAGAGGUUUUGGUUUUAUUACUUAUUCUAAAGCUCAUAUGGUUGAUGAUGCUCAAAAUAACAGGCCCCAUAAAAUAGAUGGAAGAGUGGUUGAGCCUAAAAGAGCAGUACCAAGGGAAGAAAUCAAUAGACCAGAUGCCAGUGCUACUGUGAAAAAGCUGUUUGUUGGAGGAUUGAAACAAGAUAUUGAAGAAGAAGACUUAAAAGAGUACUUCAGCUCAUACGGCAAUAUUGUUUCUGUUAGUCUAGUAACUGAAAAGGAUACAGGCAAAAAAAGAGGAUUUGGUUUUGUGGAGUUUGAUGAUUAUGAUCCUGUCGAUAGGAUUUGCUUACAACAGAAUCAUAAGGUGAAAGGCAACCGGCUGGAUGUUAAGAAAGCUUUGUCUAAGUCUGAGAUGGGUGGCGGUGGCGGUGGCGGCCGUCGCGGCGGUCGCGGUGGUGGCGGCGGUGGCGGCGGCGGCGGUGGCGGUGGCGGUGGCGGUGGUGGUUGGGGCCGCCAGAAUCAACAAGACUGGGGUAAUAAUGAUGGUGGCUACAAUUCGGGGUAUGGACAAGGUGGUUGGGGCAACCAAAGUCCAUGGGAAUCCAAUAAUCAAGGCAGCUGGGGAAACCAAGGCUACGGGGACCAGGGUGGUUGGGGCCAGCAGUCAGGCAAUUUUGGUGGAGGCUACCAACAAGGCUUCAGCGGGGGACCCAUGCGUGGUAACUACAAUGCUUCGAGGUCGCAACCUUACAAUGCAGGUGGAGGCGGUGGAGGUUAUUCCACAAGUGGAUUUAAUAGCAACGCCGGUGGCACCAAUCAGCGUGGCAGGUUUUAACUCUUCACAAUGUCCUUUUGUCCCAAGUUGCGCUUAGUUGAAGCUAGGCAGGCAGAAGGUAGUUAGAAGGGAGGUAGGCGCUCGGCUAGCUAGUGAGGGACAACUGGACUUAGAGAAGCGGCAUUAGCCAUCAUAUAACCCUUAUUUACACUACAGUCAGGUUGGUCGACUAAGGUACUGUAGGCUAUAGAUUCAUAUCUCUUAUGGUUUUAGUAAGUUAGCACACGAAUCACAGUUUUUACAUUUGAUACGUCACGAUUUUACGCACGGCUCUGUUGUAGCACUUUAAUUCAGUGUUUUAACCACAGUUGACACGUUAAAUUGGAAUUAUAUUAUUAUCAGGUUUCAGAGUUCUUUGUAAAAGCUGUUGAUUACAGGCGAUGUUUACGUUACUAGUCUUUAAGGAAAAGAUAAUUAUAGUUUAUUAUACUAAUUAAGAUUUUAAAUUUCAAAUUUUAUCUUAUAAAUAAUUAUUGUGCAAAUGAUAGCUGUAACAUUCCAAAACUUUUGAGAAGAUUGGCCUGAAUUUUAUUUAAUGAAAAUAAUACGCUAAGCAAUAUGAACACCAAUAUAGCUAUCAAAAUAUAUAUUAAAAUGAAGUUUAAAGUAUAUGAAUGUUAGUUAAGUGUAGCCAUAACUUAAAAUGUUUUUGUUGUAACAAUGAUAAUUUGUUUGUAAAGACCCAUUUGAAAUGGGGUCACUAUUAUUUUUUGCAUAAUUAUAUUUCAUUUAAAUACUUAGAAUUCAGUACAUAAAAAUAUGUAUGUCACUUGAUAAUUUUCAAUAUUAUGGGGUGUUAAAUAAAAUGUUUUAUUUUUAUGCGUUAGUUCUAGUUGGUCAAGGUCUAAUUUGUAAGGUGUGAAGAUAAAGAUAUUUUCUGUUUAUUUACAUGUAUUCUGUGUGUGCUUAUAAUUAAAUAACAACUAUUUUCCAUGGACUGUUCUAUAUGUGGACGAGACGACGCGGUGGAAAAGGCCGUGGUAAGUUGACUGUGUCCAAAUAAAAGCUAUAUACUAA